This is a messenger RNA of Nematocida minor, 2037 nucleotides long. RefSeq names its product DNA replication licensing factor MCM3. Gene Ontology annotation, molecular function: ATP binding; ATP hydrolysis activity; single-stranded DNA helicase activity. Bases 1 to 2037 code for a protein of 678 amino acids. Gene Ontology annotation, biological process: mitotic DNA replication initiation; DNA strand elongation involved in DNA replication; DNA replication. Gene Ontology annotation, cellular component: MCM complex; nucleus. The record is from RefSeq and is a predicted model, not a curated record. The transcript has a single exon. NCBI's taxonomy places the organism in Eukaryota, Fungi, Microsporidia.
AUGGACGCGCUUGGAGCCCACAGAGCACAAAUAAGAGAAUUCUUUGACAGGUCCCAGGGCGGAAGGAAAUACAAAGUGUCUCUCCUCACGGUCCCUCCCCCGGGCAGAAUCAUCCUGGACAUUGCUGAAAUACGAAGAUUCAACAAAGAUCUGUCAAACGCCCUGCAAUACAGCACAACCUCGCUGCUUCCUGCCUUUGAAGAAAUAGCCCAGGAGUACGCGCACAGCGCAGUGCGCAUCGGAAUAACAGGAGUGCUUGCAGGAGAGAAAACAACGCCAAGAAACCUUCUCUCCAGCUCCCUUGGGCACCUUGUGGCAAUAGAAGGGAUCGUCACCAGCACGUCAAAGAUACGCCCUAAAAUAAAAAAAAGUGUACAUUUUAUCAAAAAUACACUUUCUUUCCUGUACAAGGAGUACAGAGACAACAACACGCUUUCCAUUCUGCCUCCCACCACAACUGCAAUUCCUAAAAUGUCCGCAGAUGGAAACCCGCUGGAAAUGGAGUACGGGCACAGCGAGUACACGUCCCACCAGAGCAUCAUUCUGCAGGAAAUGCCAGAGCUAUCCCCUCCAGGACAAAUGCCCAGAGGCAUUCGAAUUAUUCUGGAAGACGACCUAGCAGGAGCAGUAAAGCCAGGGGACAGAGUGCGCGUAUACGGAACGUAUAAGUGCACAUCCCAGCUGAAAACAACGCAGGACACACUGAAGACAGUGCUUAUUGCAAACAACCUCGGAGUGCUUAAUAAGAAUAGCAAGAAGUUCGCAUCGACAAAUGAAAAUGCAAAAAAUACUAUGAACACAAAAAGUGAAAAUAAUGAAAACAUCGAAAAUGAAACAGAGUCUGUGCAAAACACGAGCGCAGGGAACAGGAUAAAAGAAGUGCUGCACAACGAAGGACUUGAUGGAGUAGUGAAAUACAUCGCACCUUCUAUUUUUGGCCUGCCAACCGUUAAAAAAGCCAUCCUUCUGAUGAUGAUAGGCGGUGAGUCUAUAUCCACCACUGCAGGAGGACACAUCAGAGGAGACAUCAACGUGCUUUUAGUUGGUGACCCGGGAGUAGCAAAGAGUCAGAUCCUCAGGUACGUUUUGGAUGCUUCUCCGCUGGCGAUCUGCACAACGGGAAGAGGGGCUUCAGGAGUUGGUCUCACAGCAGCUGUGGUAACAGAUGAAGACGGAGGAAGGAGAAUAGAAGCAGGAGCUAUGGUCAUGGCAGAUACGGGCAUAGUGUGCAUUGACGAGUUUGACAAGAUGGACGAAAGCGAAAGAGUGGCAAUACACGAAGCCAUGGAACAGCAAACUGUGACAAUAGCGAAGGCCGGGAUAUACGCAACACUGAACGCACGAUGCUCGGUCCUGGCUGCAGCCAAUCCUGUGUCAGGGCAGUACAGAAGCACUCUUUCGCCUCGAGAGAACAUCAAACUGCCUGAGUCUCUGCUGACAAGAUUUGACCUGAUUUUUGUUUUGGAAGAUAAGAUUGACUUUGAUUUUGAAAUUGCAACGCACGUCCUGGAGAGAAGAAUGGGCAGAAACAGAAUGUCAGACAUAUCGCAGGAAGAUGUAAGAGAAUACGUGAACGAGUGCAGACAGAUAAAUACAGUGAUAGGAGAAGGCGUGGCAGAGUACGUAGAAAAAGAGUACGUAAGGCUGCGAGAAGAAGGAGAAAAGAACAGGCUGAGUCUUUCGCGAGGUGUAACUGUCAGGGUGCUAGAAAGCAUUAUCAGACUAAGCACCGCACACGCCAGAGGAAGGCUCUCUUCCGUUGUAGAAGUGUCUGAUGCAGAAGCGGCGGUGGAAAUAGUGGAAAGUACGCUGUGGCGAAAGAGUGUAAGAAAAAAAGUAGGCAAACAGGAGACAAGCGAGACUGUGUGCGCAGUGUUGUACAAGUACAGAGAAGACAACCCGAACGAUAAGAUAGUGUCGGUGGAGAAGGUUCUCAUGCUGACGGGAGGAGAAAGAGAAGAAGUGCUGGAAGGUCUGAAAGAGCUAGAAAAAGAAGACGUGAUUAAAAUAACGAACGGAAUGAUCAUAUUCCCAUAG